Molecule: messenger RNA, 5944 nt
Organism: Schistosoma bovis
Lineage: Eukaryota; Metazoa; Platyhelminthes; Trematoda; Strigeidida; Schistosomatidae
Source: the annotation of a GenBank genome assembly
CACUCUCACACACACACACACACAGUUGCACACACACACAUACAGAUUGGUGCACAUGUACUCACAAUAGCCCAUUUAAAGAAGCUUUCUACAUAUCAUUCAUUCAUUCAUUCAUUGAUUCAUUCAACCAUCCAUUUGUCGAUUCACUUCGCUUAAUUUAUUUCUAUCAGAAUGAAAUGGAAUCUUUUUCAUAAGAAACAUUAUACUACUGAUAAACAGUAUUCAUCCACUAAUACACGUACAAUAUAUGCUCAUCAUUAUAAAAAUUUCAAUGGUGAAUUAUAUCAUCAUAAUUAUUGUAAUAAUCAUAUUCAUUCAACACAUUAUAAAUGGUAUAAUUUUUUUUAUAAAAAUUUAUAUGAACAAUUUCAUAAUAUAGCAAAUAUUUAUUUUUUAUUAAUUAUUAUUACAUAUUUUUUUGUGGAUGAUAGUGGAAAUGCCUCAGUUACUAUUAUCCCAUUAAUUGUUAUUCUUAGUAUUACAAUGAUUAAAGAUGGUUUAGAUGAUUUAUUACGUUAUCAUUUUGAUCAACAAUUAAAUUCCAUUGAAUAUUAUGUAUUAACAAUUGAUUUUCAUCGAAAAUCAAUAAAAUGGAUUUUAAAAAAAUCUUCUUUAUUAUUAGUUGGUGAUGUCAUUUAUUGUCAAAAUAAUCAAUCAUUUCCAUGUGAUUUAUUAUUAUUAUAUUCAUCUAAUAAUAAUGGACAAGUUAAUAUUACGACAAUGAAUUUAGAUGGUGAAACAUCUAUUAAACAAUAUUAUUCAUUAAUUGAAUAUCAAUCAAUUUAUUCACAAUAUUCAAAUAAUCAUUUAAUUCAAACACAUUUAAAACAAUUCAAUUUUCAAUUGAUCAUUGAACAAUUAUAUUUACAUGUAAUAUGUCAACAACCCAAUGAGAAUUUGAUGACCUUUCAAGGUCAUUAUGAAACCGCUCAACAUUUAAAUCAUCAUCAUGAUAAUGUUGGUGGUGGUGGUGGUGGUGAUGAGGGUGAAGGUGAAGGUGGUAGUGGAAGAUAUUUACCAUUAAAUAGGAAAAAUUUAGUAUUACGUGGAUCGAAAUUAAUAUCUACAGAUUAUAUUAUUGGUUUAGUUAUUUAUACUGGUCAAGAUACAAAAUUAUCAUUAAAUAGUAAAAAUUCACAAAGAAAAUAUAGUACACGUGAAAGAUUAUCUAAUAUAAUUUUAUUAAUGUUUAUGGUUGCCAUGGUAACUAUCACUUUAAUUGUUACUAUCAUAUCAACUAUAUGGAUAAAACAAAAUAUUCAUAAAAUAUGGUAUAUUACAUUUGAAUUAUUAACAAUAUGGCAAUUUAUUCGUAGUAUAUUUCGUUAUUUAUUUAUUAUUAAUUAUUUAAUACCAAUAUCAAUUAUAGUCACUACAGAAUUUCAACAAUUACUAUUAGCUUAUUUUAUAUCGAAUGAUAUAACUAUGUAUAAUUCAAUAGAGAAUAUAAAAAGUCAUGCAAAUAAUUCACAAUUAUCCGAUGAAUUAGGUCAAAUUGAAUUUUUAUUUUGUGAUAAAACUGGAACAUUAACACAAAAUUUAAUGAAAUUACAAUCAUGUUGUUUAUUAUCUAAUGAACAAUUAUAUCAAUUUUAUAAGGAUCAAGAUCAAGAUCAAGAUGAUGAUGAUGAUCAUCAUCAGAAUACUACUGAAUUAACUACUUAUAAUGCGUUGAAUUCAUCUUUGAAAUUAUUAGAGAUGAAUGAAAAGUUUCGUGAAUUUUUAACUAUCAUAUCAUUAUGUCAUACUGUUGAAUUAAAAAAUCAUACUCAAAUGGUUAGUACUAAUAAUACACAACAAUCACCAAUGAAUACUGAUGAACCAUGUAGAUUUUAUGAAUAUGAAGCAACAUCACCUGAUGAGAAAGCAUUAGUUGAAGGUGCUUCAAAACUUGGUGUUGUAUUUUCAGGCAAAGAACUUGAUUUCAAUGAGACUGGUUCAUAUAAAUUGUAUAUUGAUUAUUGGUCAUAUUCAUCAACAACAAUAAAAGAGUCAAAUAAUGAAAAGUUUAUUAAUCGUCAAUGUUAUAUUGUUGAUGCCGUAUUGGAAUUUGAUCCAACACGUAAACGUAUGAGUGUUAUGGUACGUUAUCCUAAUGGAACAUGUUGUGUAUUGAGUAAAGGAGCAGAAACUGCAAUUUUAGAUCCUGAGAGAUGCAGUACUACAUCUGGUUAUCUACGUUCACGUGCUAUUCAUUAUGUUAAUGAAUAUGCAAUUCACGGUUUACGUACACUUGUAUUUGCUAAACGUAGAUUACAUAAAUCUAUUUAUAUGAAAUUAUUAGAACAGUUCAAAUAUGCCUCUAGUCUAUGCGAUAAUGAACGUAUUCAUGCAUUAAAACAAUGUUAUAAUGAAAUUGAAUAUGAUAUGAUACCAAUAUAUGUUACUGGUAUAGAAGAUAAAUUACAACCUGGUGUAAAAAAUUGUAUAAAAGCUUUAAAAGAAGCUGGAAUACAAAUAUGGAUAUUAACCGGUGAUAAAGCUGAAACAGCAAUUACAGUAAGUCAAUCUAUUGGACAUUUUACAUCGAAUAUGUCAUUAAUAAGAAUAAUGAAUUGUCAAACAUUACAAUCAACAGCAUAUAAAAUUUAUGAACAAUUAGAUGCAUUAUAUUCAUAUCAUAAUGAUCAUAAACAAAAACCUAAUCAUCAUUCUAUAUUAACAAUGUCAAGAAUUAAAACAAUAAAUUAUAAUAGAAAUUCAUUUCAUAUAUCCUCCCCCUCUUCCUCCUCCUCCUCCUCCUCAUCAUCAUCAUCAUCAUCAUCAUCAUCCUCAUCAUCAUCAUCAUCAUCAUCAUCCACUUCAAGACCAUCUUCAUGUAUGGAUCGAUCAUACAAUAAUAAUACUAAUAGUAAUAGUAAUAAUAAUGAUGUUUAUUAUUAUGGUUCAAAUGAAUUCAUUUUCAAUAAGAAAGGUUGUAUAACUAGUCGAUAUAUAAGACGAAAGCAUAAAAAGCAUCCUGGUAUGGCAAAUGAAUCAAUUGGUCUUGUUAUUGAUGGAAAAAGUUUACAAUAUGCAUUACAUACCUCAGUACGUGAUGCAUUUCUAGAAUUAUGCAUGAAUGUUACAACAGUGUUAUGUUGUCGUAUGACACCACUACAAAAAGCAUCUAUUGUUAAAUUAGUUCAAAUUGGUUUGGCGAAACAUACACGUUAUGGUAUGAAACCAGUUAUAGCUGCAGUUGGUGAUGGUGGUAAUGAUGUAGCUAUGAUUUUACAAGCUAAUAUUGGUGUCGGAGUCUAUGGAAAAGAAGGUCGUGAUGCAGUUAGAGCCGCGGAUUAUUCAGUGACACAGUUCAGACAUAUUCAACGAUUAUUUUUGUUACAUGGACAUUGGUCAUAUUAUCGUAUUACAAUAACCAUGUUAUUUUUUUAUCAUAAAUCUGUAGCAUUUGUAACUAAUCAAUUAUGUUUAAUUUAUUUUAAUGGUUAUUCAGAUAUUCCAUUAUUUGGUACCAUUUUAUUUAUUUGUUAUAAUUUAACAAUGACAUUUUUAGUUAGUUUAGGUUAUGGAAUGUUUGAACGUCAUAUUCAAGAAAAGAUUCUAUUGAAUAAACCAUAUUUAUAUAAAGAAAUAUCCCAUCAAGCAAAUUUAAGAGCAUGGUAUAUUGUUUUAUGGAUUCUAGAUGGUAUAUGGCAUGGUGUUGUAACAUUUUUUAUACCAUUCUUUUGCUUAGCUGGUGGUAAUUUAUAUGCUGAAGCUAUUUUCUAUGAAACUAAGAAUAAUUCAUAUAGAAUUUAUGAUUUUACAAUGAUUGGUAAUGCAUCAUUUGUUUAUUUAUGGAUUGCUGUAACAUUACGUUCAACAAUAUGGACAAGAGAUUUUAAUAUGAUGUUAAUUAUGUCUCAUAUUGGUACAACAUUAAAUGUUGUUAUUUUAUUUCUUUUUCAAACAUUUGUUCCUUCUACAAGUAAUGAAUAUCAAAGAUAUGCUCAAUUAUGUCGAAGUCCUGCAUUUUGGUUCGCAUUCCCAUUAACUGUUUUUAUAGCCAAUAUUCCAGGAUUAAUUUGGCGUUUAGCCUCAGAUACAUGGUGGACUAUACGUAUUGAAUUGAAAAAUUUACCUAAAAAAAAUAAGCGUAAAUCUUAUUUGAAUAAUCCAUUAGUUUGGUUGAAAGCAUUCGUUUUUGGUCAAACAGAAGAAAAUGAAUCAAUCCUUCAGAAAAAUGAAAAUGAUAUAAACACUUUUAAAGAACAAAUAAAUCAUAGUUACCAGCCAUAAAACAUGUUAUUGUUACUAUGUUUAUCCCUUGGAUACAAAGAAUAAUUAGUUUAUCUUGUGAAUUUUUGUAAAAAAUGCAAACUGUUACAUUUAAAGAAAAGAUUCAUAAUCUUCAUUUACGUUUUUCUAUUUCAUUUUGUAACUAAAUACUAUAAAUAUACUUUCAUUUCUUCAUCAAGUGCAAUAAUACAUAGGUACAUUGUAAUAUAAAUUUCGGUUAAACUAUUUGCCUACUCAUGAGUAAGCAAACUUUGAUAGACAAUUUAUUUGUUACUUGCCUCGAUUAUUAUUAAAACCUGUUGUGUACAAUGUGAUUAAUUUGAUGAAUCAUCGCUGUACCUUUGAUAUAUUACACAAAGUGUCUGUGUGUUUCUAAGAGGGUUAACAUUUACCCAUACAUAAUAAGUGUACAAAAUAUAUUGCAUUGCAUUGCUUGAACAUGAAUGGUUUUGUUUGUAUUGUGUUACGAUGUAUUGAAUUUCAACAAUUUCAUGACAACGUCACAUAUUGAUACGAUUAUUAUUGUCAGCUGAUUCUGAUAAUGUUUACGUGGCUUUAAAAGAAAAAAGACAAACUCAGAAUGAAACGUUUAUCCAUCUUAAAAUAGCUGACUGAUAACAACUUUAUUUUUGUUUUAAAUCAUGUGCUCUACAAAGUUUUCUUUAUUACAAUGAUGUAUGUGUGACUGAGAUACGUCUCAUUUCUAUUUAUAUCCGAUGAGAUAAUUUAGUCUUUUUGAACCAUAAAACUCCAAUUUCAUGGAUGUAUAAUGAUAAAAUGUCUCCUGAUCAAUGGUCACUAAAGUUGUUUCAAGAUUGACUUAAUCGAUCACUGAAAUUCAGAUGUCAAUUAUCAUCAGUGACGUUCGGUCACAACUCAAUAUAAUAGCAUGUCAUAAUGUUGUGGUUUAAAAGAAUUUGAUCAUAUUAACAUCAAUUAUUAUUAAAUCGAGAGCAGAGAAUUAUAAGACAACUCAACUUCGUUAGUUCAUGAAAUAAGUGAACCACGUAAUUUAUACUACAUAGAUCAAACUCACUAGUUGGUUGGUAUAGCAGCAUUCCAUUUACAUGUUGGAUCUCCGAUGAAAACUAUAAAGUCAGGUCACAUUGAAGAACAUUUCAGGUAUGUUCAAAGGCUGAACCUUGAAUGUCAAUGGUGAUAAUGGAUCAUAAAACUUCAGGGUGAUCCUUAGCAGGAGGAACUGUACGAACCAGAUUGUGAGACUUGGUGCAAAACAUUUGAAUACAAUCACAUAAAUAUAAGUGUCAUGCAUGAACAUUCAGGUUAAAAUAUCCAAUUUAUUGUUUAAUGCACCACGACACAGUGGUUUAGUAAAAUAUGAAGACCAUACAUCAUAUACUUCAUUUGAACAUCUGUCAGUUGUCCCUCACAAAUUCAUCAUUCCUUUUUUUCGUUAUUAUAAUUACUCUCUGCUUAUGUUUCUACCCUCCUCGAUUCGAUCUUCUCAACCUUCUGCCGCCAGACAUUCAACUUUUGACUGGUGUUACACACUACUUGUAUCUGUCAACAUAAGUAGCAUACACCACACGUCUAUAAAGAAACCAAGCGCAUAAAUAUGCUCAAUACUUUUAGCGGCCUGCUGACUUCCACACAGACGAGAUUUAUGGAUCUUAAAACAUAUCGUAGAAUAAUUUAUUCAUAUUAACCACAAUAAAUCGCAAGUUAUGAUGUAGUUCAAUGUAGGCCACAUAUAGAGACAAAC